AUGGGUGCUGCUGCCUUCUUCUACUACCUCUUGUUGUCCCUCUGGUUUCGGGAUGCAACUGCGGCUGGUCUUGGCUUCACAAGAAGUGAUUUCCCACGGCCACGAGAGUUCGUCUUUGGAGCUGGAACGUCGGCAUAUCAAUAUGAAGGUGCUGUUGCUGAGGAUGGCAGGAGCCCAAGCAGUUGGGACACUUUCACUCACGCAGGCAAAAUGCCUGACAAAAGCACAGGAGAUGUUGCUGCAAAUGGGUACCACAAAUACAUGGAGGAUGUCAAGCUCAUGUCUGAGACAGGCCUAGAGGCCUAUAGGUUCUCCAUCUCCUGGUCAAGGCUCAUUCCAAAUGGACGCGGAACUGUCAAUCCCAAAGGGCUAGAGUACUACAAUAACCUCAUUGAUGAGCUAGUGAAUCAUGGAAUUCAAGUCCACAUCACACUUCAUCAUCUAGACCUCCCUCAGAUUCUUCAAGACGAGUAUGGUGGAUGGUUAAGCCCCAGAAUUAUCGAAGAUUUCACAGCAUAUGCAGAUGCUUGCUUCUGGGAGUUUGGAGAUAGGGUUGCAUUUUGGACGACAGUUAAUGAGCCAAACAUCGGUAUAAUGGCCUCCUAUGAUGUUGGUAUAAUACCUCCCGGCCGUUGCUCGGAUCCAUUCGGAGCAACAAAGUGCACCGCUGGGGACUCCAGUGUGGAACCAUACAUAGCAGCUCAUAAUACCAUUAUGGCGCAUGCAUCGGUUGCCAGUUUGUACAAACAAAAAUAUCAAGACAUGCAAAAAGGAGUUGUUGGCGUAAGUAUCUACUCCUACUGGAGUUACCCACUGACAAAUUCCACUGUGGAUUUAGAUGCAACCCAGAGAUGUAAAGAUUUCUUCUUUGGCUGGAUAUUAAAUCCAUUGGUGUUUGGAGACUACCCACAAGUAAUGAAGAAGAAUGUUGGCUCUCGCCUUCCAUCCUUCACGGAAGUUCAGUCCGAACUUAUCAAGGGUUCUUUACAUUUUAUUGGAAUAAAUCACUACUAUUCUCUCUACGUGAAUGAUCGCCCUCUAGAAACAGUCAUUCGAGACUACAACACGGACAUGGCAGUUGAUUUAAGGGGUUCUAGGACAGGACCACUGGUUAGUCCGAGUGCCCCGCCAAAUGUCCCAAGUGACCCCAGAGGGUUGCAACUUGUACUGGAGUACCUGAAAGAAACCUAUGGGAACCUUCCCGUCUACGUCCAAGAGAAUGGUAUGGCAUCAGCCGACGACGGUCUAGAUGACGCCGAGAGGAUCGGUUUCCUGAGCAGCUACAUGGAAAGCACACUAAACGCAAUUAGGAACGGGGCCAACGUGAGAGGCUACUUCGUCUGGGCCUUCAUGGACCUGUUCGAGCUUCUGUCGGGCUACCAGUCGAGGUACGGGUUGUACCGCGUCGACUUCGCCGACGAGAGGCGGCCGCGGCAAGCCAGGCUCUCGGCUCGCUGGUACUCCGGCUUUCUCAGGCACAACGGAACCACUGCGCUCGUGUCGAGAGGGACGCAGGAGAAGCUAAGCGUCGUGUCACCCUGUGCAUUUCAAAACCGAACCGAAAAACCAUACCGAAAAUAA
Molecule: messenger RNA, 1581 nt
Organism: Triticum turgidum subsp. durum (durum wheat)
Lineage: Eukaryota; Viridiplantae; Streptophyta; Magnoliopsida; Poales; Poaceae
Source: the annotation of a GenBank genome assembly